CUGAGCCUGCUGCUUAUCCGACAGGUGAACCAGAAAUUCUGGGCAGAAAUAAUGUGGCUACCGUGGUAGUCACCUCCUGGCCGAGGGAAACCUUUUUUGUUCAAAGAAAGAAGCAGCCAGACAGGAAAUCAGCUCUCAAGGAAUCAUGAUUUGGACAAACAGUUCAAGCCUYUCCACCGGAUUUCUGAUGGGAUUUAUCCUCCUGUCCAUGCUCAUCAGGAAGGUGGUGCCYGAAGAGAACAUCAUUGCAACCAAGAGUGGCAAAGUCAGAGGGACAAACAUGCAGGUGCUGGGGGGCACGGUCACAGCUUUCCUUGGAAUCCCCUAUGGACAGCCCCCCAUUGGGAGGCUGCGAUUCCAAAAGCCAGAACCCCGGGAGCARUGGUCAGAUGUUUGGGAUGCCACCAGACACGCCAACUGCUGUUUCCAGCCCAUAGACACAACUUACCCAGGCUUUGCUGGGGCGGAGAUGUGGAACCCAAAAACCAACCUGAGUGAAGACUGCUUGUACCUGAAUGUAUGGGUUCCCUCUCCCAAACCCAAAAACGCCACUGUCAUGGUGUGGAUUUAUGGUGGUGGCUUUGAGUCGGGGUCCUCUUCCCUGCCUGUCUACGAUGGGAAGUUCCUGGCCAGGGUGGAAAGAGUGGUUGUGGUUUCCAUGAAUUACAGGACUGGUGCWUUGGGAUUUCUGUCCUUGCCAGGAAACCAGAAAGCUCCUGGAAAUGCGGGUUUGUUUGAUCAAAGGCUGGCACUCCAGUGGGUCCAGGAGAACAUAGCAGCCUUUGGAGGCAAUCCCAAAAGCGUCACUCUGUUUGGAGAGAGCGCUGGCUCGGCCUCUGUCACCUACCACCUCCUGUCUCCGAACAGCCACCCUUUGUUCACCAGGGCCAUCCUGCAGAGUGGCUCUGCAAAUGCCCCCUGGGCUGCAAUUACAGCUGCUGAGGCCAGGAUCAGAGCGGUGGCUUUGGCCAAACAGCUCCAGUGUCCCACCARCAACGAGUCCGAGCUCAUUCUCUGCCUCCAAGGCAAGGACCCCAAGGAAAUACUGGAAAAUGAAAUAUUUACUGUUCCAUAUGGCUCUCUUCUACAAGUCUAUUUCUGUCCAAGCGUGGAUGGYGAUUUUCUGACGGACAUGCCAGAAGUGUUGAUUGAGAACGGCCUUUUCAAGCAAACCCAGAUCCUGGUGGGUGUUAAUAAAGAUGAAGGGUCAUCAUUUCUGGCAUAUGGAGUGCCUGGCCUUGACAAGGAUAGCGAUGGCUUGAUCAAUAAAACCCAGUUUGAAGCAGGUUUGGCUCUKGCCUUCCCACAAGCGAGCAAACUGGCCAUAGAGUCGAUCGUCUUUCACUACACGGACUGGGAAAACGUGGARAAGCCGGAGCACUACCGGGACGCCAUCGACGACGUUAUCGGGGACUACAACAUCAUCUGUCCCGUGAUGGAGUUCAGCACCAGCUUCGCCCAGCUGGGCCACCACGUGUUCUUUUAUUUCUUUGAGCAUCGCUCCUCCAAGCUGCCCUGGCCCGAGUGGAUGGGGGUCAUGCACGGCUACGAGAUUGAGUUUGUGUUCGGGCUGCCCCUGGAGAGGAGGGUGAAUUACACCAAAUCUGAGGAGCUCCUGAGCCGCUCCAUGAUGAGAUACUGGGCCACUUUUGCCAAAACGGGAGCUCCAAAUGGGACCCUAACUAGUGGAAUCAGAUGGCCAGUCUUCACUAGCACUGACCAGAAAUAUCUGACACUAAACACCAACACUCCCGAGGUGCUGUCAAAAUUACGAGCCCAGCACUGUCGAUUCUGGAAACACUUCUUCCCCAAAGUUAUGGAAAUGACAGGAAAUAUUGAUGAAGCAGAACGAGAGUGGAAAGCAGGAUUCCAUCGCUGGAACAAUUACAUGUCAGACUGGAAAAAUCAAUUUAAUGAUUACACCAGCAAGAAGGAGCUGUGCAGUCUCUAAUUAAUAUGUUUACUCUUUCCAGUAUGUCCCUGGAACUGUUCAUCAGGCAAACAUCCAGGUAGCUCCCCAACAUGUCCAGCAUUAAAUAUCUUAUGCAGAUUAAAAGGAAAUAUUACAGAUA
Messenger RNA from Malurus melanocephalus (red-backed fairy wren), 2072 nucleotides. It is a transcript of the gene BCHE, whose product is annotated as butyrylcholinesterase. The transcript has 4 exons. The record is from RefSeq and is a predicted model, not a curated record. Gene Ontology annotation, cellular component: plasma membrane. NCBI's taxonomy places the organism in Eukaryota, Metazoa, Chordata, Aves, Passeriformes, Maluridae. Gene Ontology annotation, molecular function: acetylcholinesterase activity. Gene Ontology annotation, biological process: acetylcholine catabolic process; choline metabolic process. The coding region runs from base 146 to 1951 and encodes 601 amino acids.